This is a messenger RNA of Saimiri boliviensis boliviensis (Bolivian squirrel monkey), 1931 nucleotides long. RefSeq names its product aurora kinase A and ninein interacting protein (gene AUNIP). Gene Ontology annotation, cellular component: spindle pole; centrosome. The record is from RefSeq and is a predicted model, not a curated record. Gene Ontology annotation, biological process: spindle organization. NCBI's taxonomy places the organism in Eukaryota, Metazoa, Chordata, Mammalia, Primates, Cebidae.
GCGAGAUCCGAACGUCUGCGGCAGCGGUUCCGUCGUUCCCUGAGUCCGCGCCGGUGUCCUGCGGGCUUACUCUCCUCAGCGACCAUGAGGCGGACGGGCCCCGAAGAGGAUGCCUGUGGCGUCUGGCUGGACGCGGCGGCGUUGAAGAGGCGGAAAGUGCAGACACAUUUAAUCAAACCAGCCACCAAAAUGUUAACACUCCUUCCUGGAGAAAGACAGACUAAGGUUUCUUUUAAUCAAAGAAGAGCUCCAUCUACAGGCAUUCACCAGAGAAGCAUUGCUUCCUUCUUCACCUUGCAGCCAGGAAAGACAAAUGGUAGUGACCAGAAGAAUGUUUCACCUCAUAUAGAAAGUCAAAUUAAAGAGUCCAAGAAAAAUGCUACCCAGCUAGACUAUCUGAUCCCAGGCUUUGCACAUGAUUGCAUGGCAUCCCCUUUAGCCACUUCAACCACUGCAGACAUCCAGGAAGCUGGACUUUCUCUUCAGUCCCUCCAGACUUCUGGCCACCACAGAAUGAAAACCCCAUUUUUGACUGAGCUAUCUUUGCUCCAGCCUGAUACUCUAGACUGUGCUGGAGAGAGUAAUACCCCACUGGCUUUAUCCUUCACCGAGGACUUGGAAAGUUCUUGUUUGCUGGACCAAAAGGAAGAAAAAGGGGAUUCUGCCACGAAAAGGGAAUGGCUUCAUGGAUCUAAGAAAAACUAUCAGGGUAUGGAGAAACAUGCCAAACUAUCUGAGGACAAAUGCUGUCAGCCCUUAAACAAGACUAAACUGGAAAGAAAGGUAUCUGCCAAUGAAAACAGGCAGGCCCCUGUCCUUCUUCAAACCUACAGGGAAUCCUGGAAUGGAGAAAACAUAGAAUUAGUGAAACAAAGCCCUUGUCCUAUUUCUGUGUUUUCCUGGGAUAAUGAAAAGAAUGACAAGGACUCCUGGAGUCAACUUUUCACUGAAGAUUCUCAAGGCCAGCAGGUCAUUGCCCACAACACUAGAGCUCCUUUUCAAGAUGUAACCAAUAACUGGAAUCGGGACUUAGGGCCGUUUCCUAACAGUCCUUGGGCUCAGUGCCAGGAGGAUGGGCCAACUCAAAAUCUGAAGCCUGAUUUGCUCUUUACCCAGGACUCUGAAGUCCAAGCUCUAGCUUGUCAGCAAGAUUGUAGAAGAUUUCUCCUUGAGAGGCAGAAACAUCUGCAGUGAGGAAGGCAGCUAUUGAAGGUAUUCCAGGAGCAUGAGACUGAGUUUGCAGAGCUGAGGGUUAUCAGUUUCCUUUUCUACUGAUAUCUUCUUCCUUUAGAGCAAACUUCCUCCUUAGGACCUCAGAGAUAAGCACAGCAGGGUCUUCCUCCUUCAAUAAACUCCGGUUCCUAAAGGCACAAUAACAGCUUGAGUACUUUUUCCUGGGUAGUGCUGUAUAUCUUUGAAUAUAUUAUCUCAUUGAAUCCUCAACAAUCUUAUGCUGUAGGUACUACUACAAUUCCCUUUCACAGAUACAGAAAUUGAAGCAUAGGAAGGUUAUACAAGUUGCCCAAGGUCCCUAGUCACUCAGCAAGUAAGUAGUGAAUCCAGAGUUCAAAACCAAACUAGCUGGUUUCAGAUCUCAUCUCUUAACUGGAAUGCUUUACUAGUUCCUGAAAUAGCUAUAAGGUGUAGGCAAAGGACCAUCAAUCUGGAAGAGUUGGCUUCUGGUGGCUAAUCUUCUGCUUCUGCCUUCUGGCCCUAUGUUUUCACAGUAGCGUUUCCCCAGAGGGUGAGCAGGGGAAGUGACUGAUGACUCUUGGCUAUUCUGACCCUUAACAGUUCUGGGGAAAAGGUAUGUUUGGGAUUUCCUACUACCCUGUCUCCCUUUCAGGGGAGAUGAUAUUUUUAUAAGAGCCAGAAUUAGAGCAAAACAUUCACUUAAGAAACUCAUGGGAACAAAACCAACUCCAGACUGA